GCUUCUUCUUCGGGGUUUCCUUAAUCGGUAGUGAAGUAGCUUUCUUAUAUAAACAAAAAUUGUUGCAGCUUCGUGACUGAGGUAUAAACCAGAGCCAAAUAUGUCGUCUGAUAAACUAAUUGGACCCGCUUUGCCCCCAGCGUUCAGACAGGAGAGCCCUGAAGACUGUGAUAAUGAAAACGGAUUCGUUGGCCCUGCUUUGCCUCCCGGUUAUAAACGGGGAGAAGCGUCGAGCUCCUCGGAUGAAAGUGAGCAGGAGGUAGCGGUCAAAAGAGCCAAGACGGGACACACUGCUGCAGAGGUGAGCACAGAAGACGAUGAUGGUUUUUUUGGACCAGUCCUGCCGCCAGGAUUUAAGAAACGCCCGAGUUCACCAGAUGUACCGCCUGUGUUGGGACCUGCUCUGCCUCCUGGGUUUUGCAGAGCAGCAUAUGAAGACAACGAUGGAGAAGAUACAGAAAUUUACCCAGGGCCUGCCCUGCCUCCAGGUUACCAGGCUGAGCCCUCCAGCAGUGAUGGAGAGGAAGAAGAUGUUAUUGGACCCAUGCCAGUCAAAGGGCCAUUUCAGGACACCGUGGCUCAGGACUUUGAGCGUAGAGCAAAAAGGAUGAAAGAGAAGCUGACAGGAAAAGAUGCUCCUGAGGUGCUUACCAGAGAAACAUGGAUGACUGAGCUCCCGCCAGAACUGCAGCAUAUUGGCUUGGGGCCUCGAACUUUCAAAAGAAGGUCAGGUCCAGAAAACGCUGAUCGCUCCAUUUGGACGGAUACACCAGCAGAUCGGGAGCGCAAAGCCAGGGAACAUUUUGAGGGAAAGAAAAAGGGUGAAGCAGAGAAAGACGGAGACCCACAUGUUUCCCAGAAGGACCUGGAGAUGGCAGAGAAAGUAUCAAAGUACAAUGAGUCUAAACGUGCGGAGUCUCUGAUGAGCCUACACACAAAGAAUAUGAAGGAGAAGGCGAAGGAGAAAGCCACCACGCCAGUGGAGAGGAGACCGUUUGAUCGUGAUGCAGACCUGCAAGUGAACCGCUUUGAUGAAGCACAGAAGCAGCGCCUGCUGAAGAAGUCUCAGGAACUGAACACACGGUUCUCCCACAGCAAGGACCGAAUGUUCCUCUAACACUCUGUGAAAGUGUAAAAAAUGUGUUUGAACACACAGACAUUAGCCAGUGAAAUUUUCCUUCAGACUUUAUACAAUAUGGACUGUGCUUAAACAAGUCUUUGUUGGUUUAUUAUACUGGACUUGAACACCCAAUAGUUUGUGUCAGUGACUGCACGCCAUGUUACAACAGAUGUUUUAAACUCAUUCAAGCUGUUAUAAAGCAGCAACUAUUGAUGCUUUAAUUUUUUUCUAAAAUACACUGUAUUAAAAACUGGUGUUAGAGAGAGAAAAUUUUAAACAAAUGGAAAAAUUUUUCUUGCAGCAUGUCAGGUUAUCUUUUCAGAUUGGACUAUGUUCACACAGGUAACAACCAGAUCAACCACAAAAAUCUUGCAUAAUUUAGUUACUCUAAUACUCUCAGAUCAAAUGUUAUUUUCAUUUUUUGUAUGCUGCAAUUUUGUAAAAAAAAAACUUUGACUUUGUACUGGGAGAUAGUAAAGGAGAGAUGAGUGUAGUCAUAGAUAAAUAGGGAUAGUGCAGUAUAAUACUGAGUUGUAUAAUGGUGCAUAUGAUCAUUUUAUACAGUAUAUAUCAUUAUACAGAUAUCUCUGACCUUUCUUGGCCUGCCUUUUUUCCUGGUAGCUAAAGGUAUAGGAAAAUACUUUGUCAUUGAUAUUUAACUCACCUGUGAACAUUCAAAUUGUGCUUCAUAUGUAUUUGGCCCCUUAAUAUAGCUUUGGGUGUGUUUAUAAAAUGAACAUUUUAAACCCAACUUUAACCAACUAGAUCAGUGACCCUAAAAGCCUAAAACCCUUCCAUGAUUGUACUCUUUGGUUUAUUUUUCACUAUCUUAAAUGUUUUCUGAAACUUGCUGUAAAAUGCGUCGCUGUCCUGCACAUGAAGCUUUUAUCUGUCCAUUAAGCUGUUUUUUAUUUAAAUCUUUUUUUUUUUUUUUUUAUCUUUUUUUUUUUCACAAAUUUAUUUUCUUUAAGUUGAGUCCGAUUUUGCCAUAAGAACAAAAAAUAUUUUCAGUUGUGAGGGUUUAAGCGAUAUGCCGUAGUGAAGAAUGUAGAAAGGUCCACAUUAGUGUCCUGUAUAUAUCCCGUAUCCCUGAAAUAUACGCACGUACGCGCGUAUUUGAUUACGCACACGAGCGGCAGUUUUCGUUGCUGAAGUUCAUCCAGCCGUCGUUUUAAAAACAAGAGCGUUCAAGUGUUGCCAAGCAGAAUACGGGCGUGUGGCUUGGCAAGGUACCUACACACUCUUAGUAAUGACAUUAGUUAAUGGGAUGUAAGGAGACUAAAUUAAACAGCUAAAGCUACUGUUACGUUCAAUUUGCUUCAGGUGUCUGAGCCAGGAGUGACGUCACUCCCACGUUACGCGUGCUCCAGCGGUAAAGUUGUAAAAGCAAAGGAAACGGUUUUAGAUGCGUCAGUAGGUUGUUUUUUGUUUGUUUUGGCGCGUCACGUUCACGGACAGAGCCUGUUAAUGAGCUUAAUAUGGGUUAUUUAGUGAGUCACAGAUGCGCACCAGUGGCUGCACAGAUUGCAAGUUUGUUUACGUCAUAAAUAAAUGAGCGUACUACAAUCUUGGAUUGUUAAAUCGGGGUUAAUCAUUUCUUCCAUUACUGGAAAACAGUGCUUAAUGAGAUUUACAGAGAAACUGUUCCCCAGUCGAACCCAUUUGUAGUGUUAUCUAUCAGCCUUCACUGAUAGGUGAUGGCUCUCUAACAGCCAUAGCUGCUAAUACAGAGAGUUAAGCAAUAGUAAAAUGUUUAUCACUAAAUAACCACAAAGCAGAUAUCCAGUUUUUUCCCAAU
Molecule: messenger RNA, 2918 nt
Organism: Archocentrus centrarchus (flier cichlid)
Lineage: Eukaryota; Metazoa; Chordata; Actinopteri; Cichliformes; Cichlidae
Gene: gpalpp1
Product: GPALPP motifs containing 1
Exons: 7
Coding region: 101-1117 (338 amino acids)
Source: RefSeq, a predicted model, not a curated record